AUGUCUGAUUAUGGCAUUAAUGAAGAUAAAUAUAAUAAAUUUCAACAAAUCUGUAGUGACUGCAAUAAUUUGUAUAUUUCGUUAUAUCAAUUAAAAACGGAAAAUGAAAAAGAAUUGCACUCGAUUUACGAAAAGAUCAAAACAAUUUUAAUUGAUUCAAAGCAAUAUUCACCUCAAAAUAUUAUAUGCGACAUUUUAAACAUUGUUCCGUAUAACAACCGCUACAUAAAGUCAUACUUGGAGCUAGCGAAACUCAUAUCUGAUGACUAUCAUGUAAAUGAAGUCACAAAUAUUCCCUACAUAUCUAAUUUCAUGUUUUAUAACGACUACGGAAUUAAAUUAUGCAAAAGUCAAGAUUUUAUGAAAAUGGAUAAAAAAAAUCACGAAAUUCUAAAAGAAAAUAAAAUUUGCAAAGCAAUUAUAAAUAAUGAUCGAGAAAGGUUCAUCUCAUUCACAGAAAGUGAAAGAUUUAAUGAAGAUAAAAAAAUUAGAACCCACUUACAUCCAUAUUCUUACAUAAAAUAUGGAAUCAAAUUAGAUAAAUCUGAGGAUUUUGAAAUAAUUAGUUCAGAAGAACUCGAAAUUCAUACAGAAAAUACGAUUUACAGAGCAAUUAUGUAUAAUAACUUAGAAACAUUUAUCCAAUUCACAGAAAUUGACGGAUUUGAUAAAAAUCAAACACUUAAAAGCUAUUUAUAUCCAAAAUCUAGAAAAGGAUAUUCAUUACUUGAAUUGUGUUGUUAUCACGGAGCAGUUGAUUGUUUCAAGCUUUUAAGAACGAAAUUUAACUCAAAAAUAACUCAAACAUGUCUAGAAUUUUCAUUUUUAGGAGGAAAUCCCGAUAUCAUGAGUGAAUGUUUGAAAUAUCAACAACCAGGUAAAGAAUGCAUGGAUUAUGCAAUCAUUUCACAUAACAUUGAUUUUGUUACAUUCUUAAUGAAUGAAUACAAUCUUAAGAUUGAUUUAGAAUCAUGCGUAAAAUAUAAAAAUCUUGAAUCAUUUUUUGUUGUUUUCGAUCAAACUAAUGAUGCUGAUAUUUGCUUUUAUUAUUCAAUUAAUUUUAAUGUCCCUUUGCUUUGUGAAUAUUUUCUUCCAUAUUGUUCAAAUAUCAACAAAAAAUAUAUAAAUAAGCAAACAGCUCUUCAUUCUGCAAUAAGAAAUCAAAGUGACAAUAUGGUCGAAUUACUUCUUUCACAUGGAGCAUGUGUCAGUGAAAAAGAUCUAUUUGGGAAAACAGCUCUUCAUUAUGCAGCAGAAUAUAACUGUGAAAGAAUAGCCGAACUUCUUAUUUCACAUGAUGCAAAUGUCAAUGAGAAAGAUAAUUCUGAACAAACAGCUCUUCACAUUGCAGCAGAAUAUAAUAGAAAAGAAACAGCCGAACUUCUUCUUUCACAUGGUGCAAAUGUCAAUGAGAAAGAUAAUUCUGAACAAACUGCUCUCCACAUUGCAACAUAUAAUAAUAGAAAAGAAACAGCCGAACUUCUUAUUUCACAUGGUGCAAAUGUCAAUGAGAAAGAUAGUAAUAGAGAAACAGCUCUUUAUAUCGCCACAGAAAAAAUUAUAUUGAAAUAA
Molecule: messenger RNA, 1572 nt
Organism: Trichomonas vaginalis G3
Lineage: Eukaryota; Parabasalia; Trichomonadida; Trichomonadidae
Product: temperature-gated cation channel protein
Exons: 1
Coding region: 1-1572 (523 amino acids)
Molecular function (GO): protein binding
Source: RefSeq, a predicted model, not a curated record